This is a messenger RNA of Paramecium sonneborni, 141 nucleotides long. The record is from the annotation of a GenBank genome assembly. NCBI's taxonomy places the organism in Eukaryota, Ciliophora, Oligohymenophorea, Peniculida, Parameciidae.
AUGGUAUCAAAUAUCGAUGGGAAUAAAGAAGACUUGAUUUGCCAAACAUUUCAUCGGAUGAUUAUAAAAUCAAAUUUUAAUAGAAGUCAAAUCUAUAGUAUCAAAAUAAACUAAAAUCUUAUGUUGUUUUAAUCCUACUGA